UGUGAGAGUGGAAAUGGGCAACAGGGAGGAGGAAUGUGAAACAUUUCAGAUGCCGGUCCAGUGACUGUUUACACGGUCGUCAGCCCGUGACAUCAGAGUCCAGACUUUAUAAAUGUCAGCAGGCGCGAGAGUGAGCAGUGAGCAAACAGCUGCAGUGGUCGCACCACACCGUCAUCACAGGCCAGUGAGACAGAGCGAGCGCCAUCACACACUCCAGCCCCCAUGGACCGACGGCUGUGCCACUGUGUGACUGCUGUGGCUGUGCUGCUGAGUGUGGCGACACAGGUGUUGUCCCAGCUGUGUGACCGGCCCUGCCUUUGCCCCAGUCCUCCCCCGCAGUGCCCGGCAGGAGUGGCCCUGGUGCUGGACGGCUGCCGGUGCUGCCAGGUGUGUGCCAGGCAGCGAGGACAGUCCUGCACCGAGGUGUUCCCCUGCGACGGCCGGCGAGGCCUGCGGUGCGACUACAGCGCCAGCUUCCCCGGCGACCCCGGGGAGUGUGUCGGUCCGGAGGAUCUGAGCUGUGAGGUGAACGGCAUCACGUACCAGGACGGCCAGUCGUUCCAGCCCUCCUGCCACUCGUACUGCUACUGCAGGGGUGGAGGUGUGACCUGUGUGCCGGCUUGUCCCUUGACCGGCCGUCUUCCCACUCCGGACUGUCCCGAGCCACAAUUCGUCCACCUGCCGGGGAAAUGCUGCAAAGAAUGGGUGUGUGAGAACCUGGAGAACACGGUCAUUCAGGACGCUAUCACAGCCAGGAGGCCCGACAGGUUGUGGCCCGCUCUGCCACGGGAUCAUCCUCUGAACAAACUGGUCCCGUCUCCCUCCAGCUGUGUGGAGCAGAGCACACAGUGGAGCGCCUGCUCCCAGAGCUGUGGUGCUGGAGUCUCCACGCGGGUCUCCAACCAGAAUCCUGCCUGCAAGCUGCAAAUGGAGACUCGACUCUGUAAAGUGAGGCCCUGCCGUGCAGCUCAGCCGGCGUCCAGCAAUCGUGUG
Messenger RNA from Paralichthys olivaceus (Japanese flounder), 993 nucleotides. NCBI's taxonomy places the organism in Eukaryota, Metazoa, Chordata, Actinopteri, Pleuronectiformes, Paralichthyidae. The record is from RefSeq and is a predicted model, not a curated record.